This is a messenger RNA of Gasterosteus aculeatus aculeatus (three-spined stickleback), 6893 nucleotides long. It is a transcript of the gene plekhm2, whose product is annotated as pleckstrin homology domain containing, family M (with RUN domain) member 2. NCBI's taxonomy places the organism in Eukaryota, Metazoa, Chordata, Actinopteri, Perciformes, Gasterosteidae. Gene Ontology annotation, molecular function: kinesin binding. Gene Ontology annotation, cellular component: endosome membrane. Gene Ontology annotation, biological process: regulation of protein localization; lysosome localization; Golgi organization. The record is from RefSeq and is a predicted model, not a curated record.
AACGCUGCUUUAGUCUCUUCCACGUGAUUGGCUCAGCUGCACGCAGUCAGACCGGAUGGAGCCGUUCAAAACACAGGUUUAUUUCUAAAUUAGUAAAUAUAUAUAUUUGUACGCACGCCGGAUUGUUGAGGGGAUUCCGCUGAUCUAUAAUAGAGGGAUUUAAUGUAUUUUUUGCAUAAAGAGCAAAUGCAACUUGUAGUCACUGCGGUCUUCCCACGCGCUAAUAAGGCUACCAGUGACGUAACGCCUGAGAGGCAGUGACUUCCCAUUGAAACGGCGUUAAACCAGCAGCACAAAAAGUAACCCUAACUUUCCGUGACUGAAAAUGAAUAAACUUGUAUAGACAAAUAUGUGACGUGUUUAAAGUAGUUUACUGGAGCUAAACACGUGAAAGUUAGAGAAUGAACGAACGCCACUAAAAGUUGUCCUCGGCGGCGUUCGGAACUUGCUCACCACCUCGACGUCUAGCGAAGCCGAGUGGCUCAACGCGGCUAACGUCACCUGGAUAACCGGGUCGGUCGCAUCUCCGUGGACUCGUCGUGCCACCGUCUCGGCGUUAACGUGGUCGGUUGCGUGGCAGCGGUGCUGUCGAGCGGAACGUGUACAAGUGACAGCCGGCGCCGUGUCGUUACUUUGGCGGACAGCAUCAUGAUCGCUAGCUAGCUAGCUUAGCUAGCCGGGCGUUAGCUUUAGCAAAAACAAGCGCUCUUGUUCUCUGAAGUCAGCUGACCGGCUGCCGCGAGCUGCCAGCAGACCAGUGAUGGAUCAACUGAAAGUAAAGGACCGCAUAUUGGAAAACAUCUCCUUAUCCGUCAAAAAGUUGCAGAGUUACUUUGCCGCCUGCGAAGAUGAGACUCCCGCCAUCCGAAAUCACGACCGGGUCCUCCAGCGCCUCUGUGAACACCUCGAUCAUGCUCUGCUUUAUGGCCUGCAGGACAUCUCCUCGGGCUACUGGGUCCUGGUCCUUCACUUCACCAGGAGAGAGGCCGUCCGUCAGAUCGAUGAGCUUCAGCACAUAGCAACCAACCUCGGUCGAAGCCGAGCGUGGUUGUACCUGGCAUUGAGUGAGAGCUCGUUAGAGAGCUAUCUGCGCCUCUUCCAGGAGAACCAGGCAUUAUUGCAAAAGUACUAUUUCAAGAACGCACUGGUCUGCAGUCAUGACCACCUCACGCUCUUCCUCACGCUGGUGUCCGGCCUGGAGUUCAUUCGCUUUGAUCUGGAGCUGGAUGUGCCGUAUCUGGACGUGGCCCCCUACAUGCCGGAAUACUACAAACCCCAGAACCUGCUGGACUUUGAGGAGCGGCUGCCCAGCUCCGACAGCUUGUCCCUGCACUCCUUCACCUCCCUCACCUCCACCAACCUGGAGUGGGAUGACAGCGCCAUCGCCCCCUCCAGUGAAGAUUAUGAUUUCGGUGACAUCUUCCCUGUGUUGCGGUCAUUGCCAAGUGCAGACUGGGAAGAGGGCGACCUGACCGACCAGGCCAGCUGCCCGCGAUCCAGUGGCUCCGAUCCCCAGACGGUGGUCAGCGACACAGCGCUCCUUCCCGCCGGUGCUGUCCAGGCGAGGGCUGCAGCUCCUCUGGCUCCGCACAGCCCAACGCACAGACACAACCCCUUCAACGAGGACUCGGACACCAACACCUCCGCCGACGUCACGCCCGUUCACCUGGCCAGCUGCUACAGCGCAGAGAGCGCCUGCAACGAGCUGGAGGUCAUCAGGAUGGCCCGGCGACGGAGAACCUCGAAGAAGCGACGUGGGAAAGGCUCCACGGAUUCCAUCAGCAGCCUCCAUAACUCGGUCUCCUCCGAGCACUUGGAGACGGACAACAGGCGGAUGUCUUCGGAGGACGUGGACUCGCUAAACGGCGCCGUAAUUCAGCCGGACGCAGAGGGCGAGCUGGGGAGAAGCCGGGUGGGAUCAGAGGUCGUGGAGGAAGGAGAGGAGGAGGAGGAGGGGGCAGAAGGCCUCCUGAGGCUCCCGGAGAUGACGGACACCUCCAUGGAGGCUGUGGGCCAGCCGCUGCGCGAGGUCAUGGACCGGCUCAACGGGGCUCUGGAGAUUGAGGAGGUCUGGGAGCGCCGAGGGGAGGGGGAGAAAAGGGGGUCAGAUUGUAACCGGGGUCCCGAGCCCCCUACGCGGCAACCCUUUCGGGAGGAGUCCGAGGGAGAGCCUCCCGACCCGGCAGCGGGAGAGACCUCCGUCUUCCUGCAGGCCGCUGCUGAGCCUGCAGAGUUACGCUGCUUUACCCCCAACAGUUCGGACUCUCCUCCCUCAGGUGGUCGCUACGAUGACCCUACAGAGCAUAGCCGGUCGCAAACUCUUUCAGGCGGUCUCGAAGAUGAAGGAGACGCAGAAGCGUCAGCAGGACAGAAGGCCGAGAUGAAGGCCGGCGAGGUGGACGCGGAGGAAGGAGAGAAAACUGUCCACAAUGAAUUUACUGAGGAAGCGGAGCGUUCUCACCCUGCAGAGUUUAAGGUGGACAACAAUCACCUGCUUCUUCUCAUGAUUCACGUAUUCAGAGAGAACGAGGAGCAGCUCUUCAAGAUGGUGAGGAUGAGCACGGGUCACAUGGAGGGGGACCUGCAGCCCCUCUACCUGCUGCUGACUGACUGUUACAUCUACCUGCUUAGGAAAGGUGCAGCAGAGAAACCGUACACAGUGGAAGAUGCCAUUUCCUAUAACGAGCUGGACUACCUUUCAGUGGGCCUUGACCAACAGACAGUGGCGGUGGUUUGCACCAACAGACGGAGGAAAUUUCUGUUGGACACCGCUGAUGCCUCUCUGACUCUGUGGUUCCUGUCUGUCCUCGAGUCGGCCAUGGUGAAGGGCUGUCGGGAGCCUCCUUACCCCUCUGUGCUGACUGACGCUACCAUGGAGAAACUGUCCCUCACCAAGUUCGUCUCCCAGGAGUCUCAGUGUGAGGUGUGCGAAGUGUCUAUCCAACUGUAUUCACUGGUCCACUGGGAGGAUCCUAUGGACAUGGCUUUGUCACCCCAGGGUGGCCCACCGAUCUCGGGCCUGUCUGCCAGCACCAAGGAGGGGGCUCUGCAGUACCGGGCUGGAAGCACCUACCUGGGCAGAGAGGUGUGGAAAAGCUGCUACCUCGUUCUCAGUAAGGGGAUCCUGUACCUGUAUGCAGAACGAACCGACGUGACCCCUGUGCUGUCAGUCACCAUGGGAGGAGGGCACUGUGGCGGUUGCCGUCGCUCAAACAGCACAGAGCGUCCGCACGCCUUCCACGUCAUCCUGACGGAGCGGCCGGCCCUGGAGCUUUGCGCCAACAAUGAGCAGGACAUGGCCGAGUGGAUGCUGCUGCUCUGCCAGUCCGUCUCCAAAGGGGUCAUCCCUCAGGGUGUGGCCCCCGCUCCGUGUAUCCCGUGUUGCCUGGUGAUGACGGACAGGAAGCUGCUUACCUGCCAUCAGGACUGUCAGACCAGCUUCUUCCGUUCGCUCGGCAGCGCCGAUAUCUGUGAUGUCACUUCCGUCAGCGUGGAGGCCAACAAGGAGUAUUGUGUCAUUGAGUUUGCAACGGAUCGGUCCCAGUUCCUCCCCCCAUGGGUGUUGUACUUCAGCGGCUGUGGAGAGCGAGAUCGACUGCUGAAGGCGUUGGACGACACGUGGAAGGCCGUUUACCAGGUGGAUCUUCCCCACAGAGAAGUGUUGGACGUGUCCGUGCAGAAGCGCUGUGGGGAGGCCCUCGCCCUGAUGACUAGCGCUUGGCAGAGGGCGGACAGUCUGGCCCGGGGCAGAGCCCAGCGUGAGCCCUGGUGCUGACAGACACGCACAGACACACACACACGCGUACACUAAGCUGUGGUUGGCCAAUAGGAGGGACUAUUGGGUAAACAGUCUUCUAUGGCUCCAGGAUACGCAGAGUAACUUCAGUCGGUGGGGCUGUAAACUGAGCUGAAAAUCAGACGAGGUUAGUGGUUCGAUGCACUACAGCACAAGCAUGUGAAGCUCCUCUGAUUCACUGAUGAAAUGUUUCUAUCAGAGAAGCAUCCGGCAGAAUCGGUAAUGCAUACGGCACAGCGCAACAGCAAGAUAUUCUGGCUUCAAGUGAUAUAAAUCAAUAUUUAACAGACAAUAGAGAUUUGCAUUAGAUUCUAAUGACACAUUGGAAUUAUUCCUUUUAGAGAGCUUCUUAAGAAACAGCAGAGAUGCAGAACAGAUAUGCUGAAUCAAGGAAAAGGUUGAGGUCAGAUGAAAUGACUCCUUCUUGUUCUGUGCCAUCCGUGUAGAUAAAGCCCUGUAGGAAAUGCAAAGACUUUGACGCCCGCCACCAUUACGAUUCAUUACAUCCUGCUGAAAUUGACUUUGGGAAUUCUGCCAGCACAAAGUAAACCUUGACUUUGAGGCUUGAACGGGAAAAAACCCCACACAUUUACUGCAUUGAGGAAGCUAAGCGGCGGGGGAGGGGGGGGGACAAGGACCCGUAACCAGCAGCUUCCCUGCACAGUGACUUAGAAACAAACCAAUCCGAUGCACGUCAGGAGCAGUUGAUGCCUGUGCGCUACGUGGAGGAAGUUCACCGUCCUUGCCUUGUACACACAGAAGUGAUGCCCUCUAACCUGCACAAGCCAGACAACAGUGUGAAGAUAAGCCACUCCUUAGUACCAGGUACUAAACCAGUACGGUUCUAGAAUCUGUGUGCAGCAUUAACACGUAGUCCUUGAUGGUUAUGGAUGUGUCUGAUAUUCAGUUUAAGUGCACAUACCUCUACACUACACAAUAUGAAGAAUAUUCGGUUCAGUUGCACUGUGAACAACAUGCUCAUUCUCCAUCUGAGCACUGUCUUCACACGUUGAAUGAAGACUUGCCUUGUAUCUCCACCCAGUAGAGACGAGUGGAGGCUUCCAUGCAGACUUGCACAUUGUUUUUGCUGUUAGUCUUUUUUUUAAUGGUAGCAGUUGUUUUAAUAUAACAUGCUUUUUAUGACCUCUGCAGAGAAAGUGGGAACAAUCGUUACAAAAUGAUUUAGUUGAGUGAGUAACACGAUGUGUUACACAUACGGCCCCUUAUUGUGGGCCAGCAAGGAGGAAGAAUUACACUGAAGAGUCUGUUUCUGACAGACAAGUUCUCUUGUUUUUAUUUUAUUUUGCACCAGGGGUUGGUGGCACAUUACGAUACAGUAGUGGAUCUCUCUACUUAAUGAGAACAUCCCUUCCUCCAUGAGCAAUGUAGUGGUGCCGGACCAUGUCUGAUGUUUAUGGAAUCCUUUAAGCUAGAAUCUCCAUUUUAUUCUCUAAAUAAUUGCAGGUGGUUUUUUUGGAUCAAACUUCGUAGUUGUCCCAAUAGUGUCUGUAGUCAUCUUCCUGGGAUUUUCAUCAUAGUGCGCUCGCAGGAGCUGUCACCAGUGGGCCGUGCACGCUCAACACCACUGCGUUGUCUCGUAGUAGUUAAUUACUCCCAAAAAAUAGUGACUGCAGACCAUCGUUUAAAGAGAACUAUUUGAGAUUAUUACUUUAAACAGACAUUUUUUUUCUGUUUUUAGCAGAUUAUUUUUAAAUAGUAAUAUCUUUAGCUGUUUUUGGAAGCGGGAUAGAAAGAGCCUAAACCACCCUUCAGUUUCCCUACGGUUCUCGGCAGCAGGAGGUUGUGCAUGUGUUUCAAUCGGUCGUUAUCACCUGAGAUCUGAGCGGAGAUCAGCCGGGGAUUUAUUUUGCAGUGACAAUGAAGCCUUUCUGUCAGCCUCGACUCAACCGGACGAAGCCUUUUACACAUACGAGGCACUGUUUUUCCUCCUGGUGUUGACUUGGCAGACUGCGAUGAAACAAUCAUCCUGGGUUUAUGUUGGAUGUUCUAGUUUCUUCUCUUUCCACUCGUCUGAGGCUAAACAUGUGCUGUCUGUUGGGCUCGCUAUCACUCGCAAUACGGUUUCUGCGCUCAACGUUGAAUGUUGGUGCAGAAUGUUUGCUCGUUGUUAUUUAAUUAGAUCAUGCUGCGUUUUUCAGUUAAUAAAAAUAACCUAUGUGUUGUGUCAAAGUUGAUUCUAUUAGUACAGUAUGAUACUGGUUUGUUUGUUUUUAAACGCCAAACGCUUCAAAUGAUACCCAGACCUAUACAUGUGUCACUUAUUUAUUGUGUCUCAAUCACCGUGUGUUACACGUCAGCAUUAAUCUGUGCUUUAAGCCUUUCUAAGUGCCACUUGGUCUCUUCUAUCUUUUUUUUUUUUAAACAAAGAAAUCUAUUCUCAGGUGAAAAGGGUCCGUCACAUCCAAACCUUAAGACCCACCGUGUGUUAUUUGUUUGAAUGCUGCUGUUUUGUUUUUUUUGUUUUGUUUUUGAUAUUUUUGAGUCCCGUUUUCUAUUUUGGUUUGAUGCAGCAUUAUGAAAUUAUUUUGCGCACAGAGACACAGCUGAAAAAUAAUAUUAGGUGUUGGAAAAGGUGUGUAGAAGUCCUUUAAUAAUCGAAUGGGUUCUGAGGGGGAAAGUUGGGGGGUUGAAGUCGUCUUCAGGACUUUUGGACCAGGGAGAGCACACUUGCAAUAGUUGGACUUACUUGAAAUGUUUGUUGGGUUAACAACAAAGAAUCACCUGCACAGAGUUGUGGCUUAUGAACGUAUAUAAAUACAGAAUUCAAGCAAGUCUAUUUGAGCAGUGUUUAGAAUUUGUGACAUUGCUGGCCAAUGGUGGAUAACAUCGUCUGAGUAAUGCAUUGUGAAAAGAAGCGCUUUUUUGACUUUGUUCCUAACGGUAUUACUGCAUGUCCCCUAUGUAUCAUGUUUUAUUGAAUUGUAAAUACAGCACUAAUCAAAUAUAAAAAUAUUGUACACUCACACAGGAAGAUGUGCAUUCCCAGAGGGUUUUACACUGUUCAUAAUGGUAAUGAAUGUACAAAUAAACCGUUGUGAUUGGACAGCCUAACUGAAUAAACUGAAACAAAACCUCG